AUGUCUUCCAAGCAAGGUGGAAAGGCAAAGCCUUUGAAGCAACCCAAGUCCGAGAAGAAAGACUACGAUGAGUCUGAUUUGGCUAACCUUCAGAAGAAAAAAGAUGAGGAAAAGGCACUGAAGGAGCUUAGAGCCAAGGCACAACAGAAGGGAUCUUUUGGAGGUGCUGGGCUCAAGAAAAGUGGGAAGAAAUGA
This is a messenger RNA of Prunus armeniaca (apricot), 195 nucleotides long. The record is from the annotation of a GenBank genome assembly. Lineage: Eukaryota; Viridiplantae; Streptophyta; Magnoliopsida; Rosales; Rosaceae.